This is a messenger RNA of Phalacrocorax carbo (great cormorant), 11627 nucleotides long. NCBI's taxonomy places the organism in Eukaryota, Metazoa, Chordata, Aves, Suliformes, Phalacrocoracidae. The record is from RefSeq and is a predicted model, not a curated record.
GCGGGGCGCCUGCCCACCCUCGACUCGCUGGGGGCCGGCCAGCCGCUCCCGGCGCCGCAGGCAGGUUCCGGAGAGACGGGCCGGCCGAGCCCGGGGCGGGGGGCCGGGGGCGCUGCCCCGGGCCGGCGCCUCGCCGCUCCCCGCCCGGUGUGUGACCCCCUCCCUGCAGCAAAGCCAGCUCCGUCCAAGAGGAACUAAGGCGCCGGUACCGCCGCGUUACAGGCCGAGGUGGCGAGGGCUCGGGCCGCUCCCGCCCCGCGGGCGCCGGUUGCGGGAGGGAGCGGAGCCUCCCGGAGCAGCUGGCGGAGGGGACCCAAGCCCGGAGGUGGGGUGGCGGCGUUAGCGGCUUCACUGGCAAGAGCCCUUCAGAAGAUGAGACCUCUGCCAGUGAAUUACUGACGCCUGCUUGUAGAGCAGAUUUGCAGCUGAUUGUUCACAUGUGUCCAGGGGGAGAUGAAGUACACUGGAUCCUGCAUAGUUUGGCUUUGUAUGGCAGUCUUCCUCCUCCUUCCUGUUUCUACUUCUGUGGCUGUCAGUGACCAGACAGGUGCUGUGUGUCCUUUAAUGAAAACAGUUGUCCAUCAUCUCAAACAAAUCAACAGAGGCAGUCGUGAUGUUUCAGGGUUUGAUCUGGCAGAAAGCUUUUCUUUGAGGCAAACAUCUUGUGGAGGGGAAAAAAUCUGCUUUAAACUGGGAAGUGCACCUCUCGUCAGAGACACAAAGCAAGUAUUUCCAAAUGGGCUUCCUGAAGAAUACGCUCUAGUUGCUACGUUCCGUGUACGGCGAAAUACCAAGAAAGAGCGUUGGUAUAUAUGGCAAGUUUUAAAUCAGUAUGACACACCUGAGAUCUCUGUCCUUCUGGAUGGUACAAAAAAGGUUGUGGAGUAUAUGACCAAGUCUGCUCAGGGAAAUAUACUGCACUACACUUUUAAGAGUCGAGAAAUUUAUCCAUUGUUUGAUCGACAGUGGCAUAAGCUUGGUAUUAGCGUGCAGUCGGGGAUCAUUUCCCUCUAUUUGGAUUGUAAUUUAAUUGAGAGAAAGCAGACUGAUGAAAAAUUCACCAUUGACUUGCAGGGAAGGACUCUGAUUGCUUCUCGCGCUGCAGAUGAUAAGCCUGUAGAUAUUGAACUUCACCGCAUAACAGUUUAUUGUAAUCCAAAACUUGCAAUAGAAGAUACGUGUUGUGAAAUAUCUGCAGACCUGUGCCCACGUGAGGAGAGGUUACUUGCUACGACUUCAUCACCAGUGACUGUUUAUGCCAGCAAAAUAUACACACUUCCAGGAAUGCAGCAAGAAUCUAGAGAGAGAUGCCACUGCUUUCCAAAUAAAGGAGAAGCAGGAUUGCCAGGAGUAGCUGGUUUGCCAGGCCAGAAAGGAGUUAAAGGUGAAAAGGGUGAAAUGGGCAUGAAAGGGCAGGAUGGUGUUCCUGGUCUUCCUGGCGAAAAGGGGGAAGCUGGCUUAGUAGGUGCUCCUGGCAUGCCUGGUCUUACUGGUUCCAAGGGAGAACGUGGCUUUGCGGGGAGUAAAGGUGAAGAAGGUGAAAAAGGCGAAAAAGGAGAUAAAGGAGAACCAGGACCAGAAGGCAUUCAUGGAAGAGAGGGACUAAAAGGUGACCCUGGUAGUCCAGGUGUAGCUGGUCCUAAAGGAGAAAAGGGAGAUGCAGGACCUCCAGGACCAGCUGCCUUGAGUGGUUUGCCAGGGCUGGAGGGUCCCGAAGGUCCACCUGGCAAAGAAGGUCAAAGGGGAAGACGAGGCAAACCAGGCCUCCCAGGAAAACCGGGGCCACCAGGACCUCCUGGUCCUUCUGGACUAAAAGGAAUUCUGGAUUCAUUGAACAAACAUUAUAAUGAGAGUGAUACAAGACUACUAGGAUUACUUGGGAGCCCUGGACCUAAAGGCCAGAAGGGAGACGUUGGUCAAAAAGGAGAAUUGGGAAUAACCGGUGCAAAAGGAGAAAAGGGAGAGCCUUCUGAAAAAGGGGACAAGGGAGAUCCAGGAGAAACUGGAAUGGAGGGAUCAAAAGGAAAUAAGGGUGAAACAGGAGACCCAGGACCACCUGGUCAUAUUGGAAAUCCAGGAUCAAAGGGACUGCAAGGACCUCCAGGACCUGCUGGACCCAGGGGAGAGCCAGGAGAAGUUGGCUUACCAGGAGAGCAUGGGGUGCCGGGAAACCCAGGAGUUAAAGGAGACAAGGGAGACCCUGGUGGGAUUAUGGGACCCCCUGGACAUCCAGGUCCAAAAGGUGAUGUGGGGCCUCCUGGACCAAGUCUGCCUGGAACACCAGGUCCCACUGGUAUUCCUGGAAACCCAGGUCCACGGGGACCAAAGGGAGAAAGAGGACUACCUGGUGUACAAGGAGCACCUGGGGAGAUGGGGCCCCCUGGAAUAGGCAUUCAGGGAUCACCAGGUCCUGUAGGUCCAACUGGAUCAGCAGGUAUGCAGGGACCUAGGGGACCCCCAGGAUUACCAGGAACUCCAGGUACCCCUGGUAUUAAUGGCACUCCAGGAAGAGAUGGAAAGCCAGGACUACCAGGCCCUCCAGGUGAUCCUAUUGCGCUGCCACUUCUGGGAGACAUGGGUGCUAUACUGAAGGGUGACCCUGGCACUAGAGGUCCUCCAGGCAUCCCUGGUAGAGAAGGGCCAAAAGGAAGCAAAGGUGAACGUGGAUUUCCUGGGCUUGCUGGAGAGAAGGGCGAUGAGGGCCUUCAAGGUGCUCCUGGACUGCCAGGCGUACCAGGACCCAGUGGACCAUCUGGAGUCGCAGGAAGACCUGGACAUCCUGGUCCAGCAGGAUCAAAAGGCGAGAAGGGUAGUGAAGGUUCUCCUGGGAAACCUGGACCACCUGGGCCCCCGGGUAUGCCUUACAAUGAAAGAAAUGGAAUGAGCAGCUUAUAUAAACUCCAGGGAGGUGUGAGUGUCGCUAGUUAUCCAGGUCCACCAGGACCUCCGGGUCCAAAAGGAGAUCCUGGCACAGCGGGAGACCCAGGACCAAUGGGAUUACCAGGACUGGAAGGACUCCCAGGGGAAAAGGGUGACCGUGGACCAGCUGGCACACCAGGAGUAGCAGGGACACCGGGAAAGCCAGGAUCUCCCGGGUCUCCAGGGAUGCCAGGGGAACCUGGUGAAAGAGGACCUAUAGGAGAUAUAGGCUUCCCUGGACCAGAAGGGCCACAAGGAAAACCAGGAAUCAAUGGAAAAGACGGAUUGCCAGGUCCUCCGGGUUCUGUGGGGAGACCAGGAGACAGAGGACCCAAAGGAGAACGUGGAGAUCAGGGUAUUCCAGGGGACAAAGGUCCACAAGGUGAACGAGGGAAACCUGGACCAUCAGGAGAAAAGGGAGAUGUGGGUCCUACUGGGCCACCAGGAGACAGAGGCUAUCCAGGAUCACCAGGUCAUCAAGGUCCCCCAGGUUCACCAGGACCCCCAGGGUUUCCGGCUGAUACAGUUUCACUUGAAGAAAUAAAAAAAUAUAUCAAACAAGAGGUUCUUAAGGUUUUUGAAGAAAGGAUGGCUCAGUUUGUAUCCCAGCUGAAGCUGCCUGCUGCAAUGCUUGCCUCCCAGGCUCAUGGAAAACCAGGGCCCCCAGGAAAAGAUGGGUUACCAGGGCCACCAGGAAAGGAUGGUUUGCCAGGGCCACCAGGAGAACGUGGAAUUCAAGGUUAUAGAGGACAGAAAGGGGAAAGAGGCGAGCCUGGAAUUGGACUGCCCGGUAACCCUGGACCACCCGGCCCUGCAGCUACUGGCCUACCAGGCCCAGCGGGAACACCAGGCUCACCCGGACCGCAGGGGCCACCUGGACCCAACGGAAGAUGCAAUCCGGCAGAUUGCUAUUACCACAUAUCACAGACUCGGUCACGCACCAGCGGGAAAUAAAAACCCUCUCCCGUAGACACUUGGGUUCACAGUCACUUUUCACUCCUCUCAAUCAGUUAAUUUCAUCUUUGAAAUACUUGGUGCAUUUUUUUUCCCUUCGACACUGCCCGGUAUAUAGAUAAUUUAUGAGGCACAGAAUUGAGCCUUUUUCUAUGUUAUAUGCGGUGUCGUAAUUAAGAAACGAUGACAUAUAUUUUCCAGAGUGCAUUCCAUGUGUUAUGUUUCUCGUAUUUAUUUUGCGUAGGGGACAAAAUAGGCCCAAAUAAUUUUCAAAAGCUUCUUUCUUCAAACAAAAAAUAUUUUAUUAUAACUUGAGACAGUAUGUAUGCCUCAGUAUGUAAGCUGGCUUUAUUAUUUUGGCUGGUGGUGAAGUUUAAGGAGAAAAUGCAGUUCUGAAGUUUUAAGGUGUACCCGUUCGUGGCGAAUGCAGGACCUGAGCUGGAGCACUGGGAACUCUGUUUAGACUAAAUGUUCGCAUCCUUUGAGGAGACUCUGGCACACCUUCUGAACCGGGUCCAUGUCGUGCACCACAAACGCUACCCACCAUUUCAGUCACUUCCUAGAUGUUGAAGAAGGAAACGAAGAUGUCUUUAUGUUGUUGCUAAUCCCAUCCAACGUCUAGCUUCAGACUGACGGGAAAUUUGCCAGAUAUAGCUCCGAGAAGUGUCUUUCCUAACUGGAUGUUGUCCCAGCUGAGGGCUUGUACAUUCAUUUAGUCAUGGUUAUGUAUACUUCAGAUAUUAAACCGUUAGGAGCUGGUGGUGGUGUUCCCAGCUGAGAACUGGCACGUCUUCUAACCAUUAUGUGGACCUAGUAAGUGUAGCAUCAGUGUCUGUAACCAAGCUGCUCUGCCAUUAUCUCUGCUUACAGCAAAGAUGACCUCUUGCUUUAGAGCAGAGGUGGUGGGUACACAGUGAGACAAAGAAGGAACUUCGCAAGCCUCUUAUCUUAUGGAUGGCACAGUUUUUCUCUUCCUCCUGCAACAAUUGUGUGCCAAAAUAAACUUCAGAAGAACAUGGAAACAGUAGAAUGCAAAGCUCACAGGUCCUGUAACUGGUUGCGAAAAAUUGAGCUCAAGAGAAAUUUGGAAAAAUUACGAAACCCUCCUUGGAAAGGUGUACUACGGAGAGCACGGCUGCGUGCAGUUCACAGGCAUUGAGUAAAUCCUACAGGACCAGACAUUGUCAAUGAAGAACAAAACAGAACAAAGCGAAAAUCCUAUAGAGCUCAAAGGGUUGAGAAAAAGAAAGGAUGAAGAAAAUUAAUUGGAUAGAGGGUGAUUCUGAAAAGGAGGGAGGAGGGUUGACUGAAGUUUCACUCCUAAUCAUUAGGAAACAGAUGAUCCUAGGUAAGUCCUAAGGAAUAUGCUGCACUGCAGUAGAAAGUGAAGGUGCUAUUGAGAGAACAUGGACAGCUAUAACCCACAACCUCAAAAUAACCCUGUAGUACCAAAGCAGCAGUGAGGGCUCUUGCCGCACCAUUAGGAAGCCAGUUGUUCUCUCCCACUUCAGGCUGGUAAGUGGUUCUGUGCUUGGGCAGUGCUGAGCUACUAGGGAAGUGUUCCCAAAUCGGAAGUGCUGGGUUCCAGAGAAGCUGUUUUGAGGCAUUAAUCUGACUGACAUCUGGUUUUUCCUUAAAAACAGUAAGGAAUGAAUUGUGGGGGUCUUAAAAAAAAAAGAAAAAAAACCUAUUGGUUCUGAAUAGACUUCCUAGCACAUGUACCCAGUCCAGAGCAAGAGGUAAUAGAGUUAACGCACGUAGCUGGGAGCACAGGCAAGCCUUAGCCACGCUUUCUGAGAGAGAAAACAUACCCUAAGAGCAACCUCAGAGUGCUACUUAAUGUGCUCAGCAGUUAGGUGUUUUGAGGGAAGAAGGUGCUUGGCACAAGAAUGAUGUUUGAGUAAACACAGAGAUGGAAGGCUGAGAGUAAACACUCGUAACAGGAGAGGGCAGCAGGAAGGAGGAUAGCAGCAACCUGUGGCCUACCAUGAAACCAUCCCCUGCGGGAAUCUGUGAGCUCUAAUACACCCUGCAGCGGGGGACCCCUUGGGGAGGUCAGGGUGCUUCGUCUGUCCCUCGUGAGGAUGGGAUGGACAGGUCAAAGUCCACGGGUGAACUACAGUCCUCACACCUCCUUUUCUGCUCAUCCUCGCUGUCCCUCAGAGGCAGUAACUGCCCCUUCUCUAGGCCAGCGCAUCCUCCGCUCUGCGGGCAGUGGCACCCGUCCCACUCGGGGGAAGGUGCAGUUGGCAUGAGGGGUUCCGCCGUUCCAGACCUCCUGUGCCCACGGAGCACGUCUUGGUUUGCUCUGUGGUAUUGACCGCCUUUGCAGAACUGGUCCUUAGAGCACCGCAGCUGUGCGAACACUGGGAACUGGUGGGGCAGCUUGAAAACGAGUGACUUGUCUGUCCUGAGGCACCUGCUGCUGUCCGGGCCAUGGGUCUGCCAUCUGCCAGCCCAGCGAGUAAAGCCAGGGGCAUUGCACCGACGUAUACGUUGGUGUAUAUGUGUAUAUACACCAACGGGAGGACCGGGCCCAACAUACUGUUUUCCAUUCAGUCAAAUGAACUGCUGGUCAGGUAUCUUGCAUGAACGUUUUUUUCACUGAUUUCUUUUUACUUCUUUAGUAAUUCCAAUAUAUGUAAAAAUCUAAAUAUUUUUUUACCUUCUAAGUUAAUUUUAAACUUCAUUUUCUGUGAUAAUAACAAAAAGGGUGCUGACCUGUAAAGAGUAUCUGCGUGACUGAGAGGUUUCCAAGCAGCCGCCAUCCUGGAAGGCUGUGCGUAGACUAUUGCGCCGCAUUAGUGGUAUGUGUAUAUUUUGGGGCUUUUAGCUAGCUGAAACCGAGCAUCUGUUAUUUGCUGGAUGCAAUUGCUGUAUGUUAAUUUACUUGAACUUAUGAGAAAGCAGAACACUUUUUAUAUUUGAAGAAGUUUUAUUUUUUCAUCUUGUUUCCUACAGAUGCCUUUUUAUAGGCUCAAAUCUAAAGGUCUUUUUAAAAGGUAUUUGAACACUUUGAAUUUAUUUGCAGGGAACUUUGGUGAUUAUCUUAUUGCAUUUUUUAAUUAUUUUGCUAAAAGCCCAUUUUAAUUUUCUCACGUGAGAAAACGGGUAUUUUGUUAUACGGGCUAUCUCAACACCUUUUUAAAGAUGCCGCGUUCUUCACUGGGGUAGAACAGAGUUAAUGCCAGCUUAACUUUACUUCACACUGGCUUGCUCCUACUCUGUAUUUUUAGAAUUGAAAGCAGAAUGUAGCUGGAAACAUGCUUCUGCAUGGUUUUCAGGUUUGGCCCCUGAAAUUUCUUUGCAGUUUCAGACUGAUGUUGUCUUAAAGAGUUUUUGGGAAGGGGGCCAGGGAGGGCAGAGUGAUGCUAAUCUGUUUUGCCAUUUGCUUUAUCAGUUUCGUAUCUGUUUUGAGCAGUCUGUGCUGCAGUCGGCAUUGCAAGGAGCUAAACACGGAGGAUUAUUUUUUCCUGUAGCACAAGAUAUUCUUCUAAUUUGGGAAUGUUUACGUACAACAGGACUUUGAACUGAAAUAUCUUCGACAUAAUGUUUUAAACCUUUCUUAAAACUCUCUAAGCUUUGUUCUAGUUCAGGGUCAGAUUACAUUUUAUGGCAAGCUGCGUUAUCAUCUACUAAGAACAUGUUGGGAUUUUCUUCCAAUAGCUAUGUACAGAACUACCCGGUUUGCCUAAGGAAAGUAACAAAAUCGGUGAGAGGGAAACUUUUCUGAGGCUGCAACAUACCUCCUUUUGUCCACACGGUGGAGUUCAAGACAUCUUUUCAGUACAAAAGAGAAAGCCCAGGCUGAACUCGCCCAGCAGCACAAGAAAUGACCCAGUGCUGCGUAGGCUCACAGCACAAGAGUCAGUGUUUCUAAUUUUGUUCUUGAGCCUGACUUUUUUUUUUUUCCUCCUAAAAUGCUUUUCUUUUUGCAUGGUAGUGUUUGCAGAAAUACUGCCUUUCUUGGAUAAUUAUUUUCAGGUAAUAUUGCUUAGCUUUUAUUUGUGUUUUGUAUAUAUACACUGUAUAGAAGAACAUGCAUUAGCGGGACAUCCUGCUUUCAGGUAUCAUUUAUGUCCACUGUAACGAUAUUUGUCUCCAGGGGAGCAGGGAGCCCGCGAUGGUUAAUAACAAUUACAGGAGCAUACUUUCUAUGGUCAAGUAGCAGUGCAGCCUACUUAGUGAUGUUUUAAGAACCAAUACUUUUGUCUUAAACUGGAUUUGGUUUCAACGCUAAAAGAGCACUGUGUAUCAUCCAUCCUCCCUUAUGAUUUAUGAUUGUGGAUUAUGGCAGAUGUUAGAUAUGCACAGCUUUGCUCAAUAAGUGUAUUUUUUAAAUCAAUGGGUAACCAUAUGAAAUAUUUUGGCGCUUCUUUUUCACAAGGGUGAAACACUAUUUUUCCUGUCAGUGUUCACCCAAGUUUUUUCUUCUUUUCUGUAAUGUUUACAUAAAAGUCUUGUAAAAACCCCAUGGGCUAAACUAACAUUUUAUAAACUUGUUUCUCCAAAUAUACUACGUAAAGCCACCCCCUAACCUUGCAUUUUACCAAUGCAAUAGACUGCUGCUCUAACGUGACAUGUCAGAACAUGAGAAAUAUCUCAGGAAUCAAAACAGUGUUGGUUUGGAGGUUUUUUAUCAUGUUUUUUGUUAGAUUCUGGGUGUGCUGAGUCAUAUAAAUUUUUCUUGAAAUCUGUUAUGUCUGCUGCAGCUACGUUGUACUGGAUGGAUGAUUAAAUCCAUCUGCAUGUAUGUAGAUGGGUAUAGGCCAUGGAGAACAAGUUUAACGGUGGCCUUGCCUUGGUUGGUGUUUGAGUGGAAAACUCAAGCUUCACAAUACCUUAAGGAAAUGUGGCUUUCAAAUAUGAAUUGCUAGCAAACACUACAGGUUCUAGACCAAAAUAAGUUUGUAGCUAAAAAGAAUGUAGUCUACAUUUCUUUUAGAAGUUUUAUCUCCGAGUCUGCUGUUCUACAAACAUGAAUGCAUUUAAUUCUUUACUGAUGUUUCAGUGUAAAUAUAUUGUCUCCAGUCAUUAUAUUUGAAGGAUUUUCAAUGACAUACCUUAUUAUUUUCUUUCAUUUCUGAAUGAUACGCAGCUGUCACUGAAUGAAUCACAGUACGUGCCAACUGUUUGCUUCUUUCCUUCAUUAUAUUUUUGGUUUGCAACACUUAACGGUUCGGUUCAAUGGAAAUGUAUUAAGUGGAUAGAAAAUUGCUUUUUACAUUAUUAUGUGGCCAUUUACAUCAGAAAUAGGAUUCUGGAUGGAAAUGGAAAUGUUUCACAUACUUUCUGUAUGUGGUUCUGUCAGAAAUGACAACCUUUCCUUCCAUGUCAAAUCACGAGAGGGAGGAUGCAACUGCAGGCGAGAGAAAGGAGAGGCACAAAGCCACUGCAGCGAGCCCUGGGGAGUGUUCAGCACCGGGACUGCAAGCCUGCGCUGGCUGAAUACAGGGUGGGGUUUUGCUUUUGACCACACCAAGGUCAGGCUUGUGAUUCCUACAGGCUGGUGAAACUUAGGGCUCCACAGUCUGGAGGGGAAAAAAAAAAGGUGAAAAACCUUGGCACAUAUAUAUAUGUAUAUAUAAAAUUUAUGGAAGUUAAUAUAAUCUCUGAAUCAAAUGCAGAUAACUUUCCUGUCUGAAUUUGAGAUAACUACUUUUAUUCAAGAAACAGAUUCACUCAACUCUUUAACCUCAGGUAACUUUAGGUAUUUUCAUUGUUCUUUUGCUGCCUAACUUUCCCAGGAGAAAAAAAGAACUCCCAGAUCAAUGGCAUUUUAAUGGAUGCCAGGUAAUAAUUUGAUGACUAACAUGACCUUUUUUCCUUCAAAUUUGAUAGUGGCUUCAGCAGGCUUGCUUCGUAUGUUGUCUAAAGCUGCCACAGUUGUACUAGUCCUUUUGAAUGCAUGCACAUCAAGCAAAACAGCGCAGUAAAACAAAGAUUAUGGGGAAUAAAACUGAACCUGUAACAAAUCAGAUGGGAGUAGCGUGCCCUAAAAAAUAAAGCCAUGUCUUCUUUACCUGUGAUCUGUGAAUAGAGGAGAUGCAGUGACUCCAUUUCAAGUGUAAAGGAACGAGAAACUACAUGGCCGAAUAAGAACACAGGGAUGAGCAGGUCAAGCAAACACAUUUCACCCAAUUAUUAAAAACAUUUGCAAAAAUGCAGCACGUGUUUGUACACACAGCACAACUGCUAGGCUCUGCUAGGAGGAACCAACACUGCUGUCUCUGAAACUAAGGGACUUGGUUUCUUGUUCGCUCUGCCUUUCACGUAACCUUGCCAGCACCACCUCUUGACACUUUCCCUUUUUGUUUUUGAAGGAAGAGCAAAUUUUAAUUGUAGGUACGUGUUUGGCUCUGUGUAGACUCCGAUCACAACUAGGGUAUUCAGGGAAGCAAAAUCUAGAGGAAUCCUCCCCAGCAUUGCUUUCUUACCUCAUUUGGGUACUCCAACAUGUGCUCUGGAGCCGUGGCUUAUCCUGUGGCUAGAGGGACACUUUGGCCUUUGCAAAAUAUUCACAAAGGGCUUUUGGUAGCAGGUUGUACUUGGUCGCUCGAACCCAGCAAUGGCUGUCACAGAAAACUUCCUAUAUAUAUACACUUAUAUAAACCAUGUACGUAUCAUACACACACACACAUAUAUAUGUGUAUCUCAGUGCAGUAUUCAGCAGCAGCCUUACUAAUACUUGUUAGCAGCCUAAUAGGAAAAGCACUGCAGUCACCAGUUUAAAAUACCAGAUUAGAUUGUGAAGAACUGGUUAUCAUUUUGAGGACAGUUGUUAAAACAUUUUUCUCUUGGUUCCUGCCUACGCUUAAGUCAAAUAAUUGGGGAAAUAAAAUAUAUAUUUAUCACAGUGCAGUUAAACCUCAAGAAUUGGGAGUGGCAGCAGAGAUCCUGAUGGGUAAAAGUGAUUUUCAUUAGUCUUUCGUUCAAAAAAACUCACAGUAUUUUGUAAUGUUGAACCAGAAAGAGAUGAGAACAAGAUUCACUCGGGAGUUCACUGAGGUUCCAGGAGCACCUGGUUAGAAUGGGUAACAUGCUGCCAGUGGCUUGUGAAACCUCUCAAUCUCUUUGCUUUGUGCCUUCUAAAUAUAUUGAUUUAAAGUGGCACCAUUUUCUGCUGUAUCACUAUAGUUGAUACACUUUUCUUUUAAAUUCAUAAUCCUGCCUUUAUUUUCCAAAUCUUCAUUUACUUGAAUGUGCUGUAACUAAAAUUCAGUUCCAGGUAUUUUUUGGUAUACGGUCUGCCGUUCUUCAGGUAAAAUUUUUCCGCUCUUGCAUGAGAUUUGGAAUUAGUAAAUACUUAGAUUAACCAAUGUGUCCCACACCAACUUACAACGGGCCUGAGGAUUUAUCCUUCACUUCUGUAUUUUAAGCUAAAACUCAUGAGUCAGCUUGAAGGCAGAAAAUCUGUCACAAUCUUAAGCUAUCCACUUACAUAGAUUCUGCAUUGAAUUGACCCUCAGUGUUGGCUCUGUUUGACUGUAAUAAUUCUUAUCUGGUUUUUACAUAUGAAUGUUUUCUCUCCUACAUGAGUUUCUUUCCAUUGUGGAAUUUGAUGCAUUUUUCAGCUCUAUUUUUUUAAAACAUUUCACAUUUGUAUUUAAAUGUUGAGGGGUUUUGCUUUGAUUCAUUAUGUUUAUGCAGUACAUAUUGAAAACAAUAUUUUUGUUCUGUUAUCAGUUGUAUUUUUUUUUCUUUUUGUUUUACACACUUUAUAGUCAAAAUAAAAGUUUGCUGGUGAAACUGCA